This is a messenger RNA of Galendromus occidentalis (western predatory mite), 808 nucleotides long. Its product is annotated as cAMP-dependent protein kinase type 1-like. Gene Ontology annotation, biological process: protein phosphorylation. Lineage: Eukaryota; Metazoa; Arthropoda; Arachnida; Mesostigmata; Phytoseiidae. The annotation marks the transcript as partial. The transcript is spliced from 2 exons. The record is from RefSeq and is a predicted model, not a curated record. Gene Ontology annotation, molecular function: ATP binding; protein kinase activity.
AUGGUGAUCUUCACACGGGCGGGGCGAGCCAAGGUCAUCGAAGAUCAUAAGAAAGCCCUCGAAUCGGCAGAAGCAGUCUUUUCGGAUCGAUACGCAAAGAAUGAGUGCGGGAAGAAAGACCUCGCAAAGUUCGUAAUCCAGAAUGCGGUCGAAAGCGGCGGUUUCGGGGUGGUGUUCAAAGCCGAAAUGGAUGGCGAACUCUAUGCAAUCAAACGACAGCGGAAAGAAGGAAAUCAUACGCUGUUCAUCAGGGAGAAGAAAAUUCUGUACGCGCUCAGCAAGAGUAUCUUCAUCGUGGAACUCUUUUGGACUUGGAAAACUCGCGAUUAUUGUUACCUCAUAAUGGAUUACGCGCCAUACGGUGAUCUCUACCGGAUCGAGCGAAUCCCUCACACGGAAGAAAGAGUCAAACUGCUACUCUGUCAAGUUGUGAUGGGUCUCCAAUUUAUUCACGCGAGCAAUGUUAUUUUCCGAGACUUGAAACCUGCGAAUAUCCUAGUCUACGAAAGAGUGUACGCGAAGAAACCAUACACUUGUGCAGUCGACUGGUGGGCGUUCGGAAUUACGAUGUUUGAACUCAUGACAGCCAAGGGCGUGAGUCCUUUCCAUCCCGUCGGCACAAGCCUCGACGAUGUAGCAAAAUUUACUGCAGAAAAUGAGCCCGAGGGUUUGGAUAGGUUCAGUGACGCGGCAAAAGAUUUGUUGACUAAAUUACUCAACAAAGAUCCCGCACAGAGACUGGGCUCAGGCCUUGGAGGCUGCGACGUCAUAAAGAAACAUGAAUGGUUUUCGGGCAUCGAUUUUGACA